AUGAACAAAGCCUUCUUGAAACAGGCCCUGAGAUGGUUCGGGUGUCGAAAUUCUACAAAGACGCAAAAAAAUGGUCGUUACCUACGUUACCUCCAUGAUGAUACACGCACUCUCUACGAUACCUUUCGACGAGGUGUCAAAGAAUCAAAUAAUGGCCAUUGUCUUGGAUGGCGAGAGGGACCUAACAAGCCUUACAUGUGGCAGACAUAUAAUGAGACAUUACUGAGAGCAAAAAAUUUCGGAUCAGGUCUUAUAUGCCAAGGUUUAGUUCCUGGACAAAACACAUUUGUGGGUAUAUAUUCACAGAAUUGCCCAGAAUGGGUAAUGACAGAACAGGCUGCUUACUGUUAUUCAAUGGUCAUAGUCCCCUUGUACGACACCUUAGGAGCUAAUGCAUGUGCCUUUAUUGUUAAUCAAACUGAAAUGUCAGUUGUAGUUUGUGAAGAUGACAAAAAAGCAAAUUUACUCCUCGACCAGUCACCUAGGUGCUUGAGGAAACUUAUAACAAUCAAAGAAGUUUCGCCUUCCACGCAUCAGAGAGCGAGGAGUCGAGGAGUCGAGAUUCUUAAAUUCAGUGAUGUUGAAAUUCAAGGCGCCCAAAAAGACCACCCGUGCCUUCCACCAAAACCAGACAAUGUGUGCACAAUCUGCUAUACAUCGGGCACAACGGGUAUGCCUAAAGGUGUGAUGCUCACCCACGAGAAUGUGGUGGCAUCUAUGUGCAGUGUGAUAAUGCAGCUCGGUGAACACAGACCCAUGAAGAAUGACAUCAUGAUCUCUUUUCUACCACUUGCGCACAUGCUUGAGCGAUGUUGCGAGAAUGCUCUCUAUAUGGUAGGAGGAGCUGUAGGGUUCUACAGCGGUGAUAUUCGAAGGUUGGGUGACGAUUUGGUUGCACUAAAGCCGACCAUGAUGCCUGCUGUACCAAGACUACUAAAUAGGCUUUACGAUAGAGCUCAAGCUGAAAUUUCCAAUUCAAAGUUAAAGAAGCUAAUGUUCAAUAUGGCGUUGUCGGCUAAAGAGUCGGAACUAAAGAGAGGCAUAGUUCGCAGUGACUCCUUGUGGGACAAGUUGGUGUUCCGUAAGGUGCGCGAAGGUAUGGGCGGACGUAUCCGCAUAAUGGUGGUCGGCUCUGCACCACUCGCGGGCAACGUACUCACUUUUGCGAGAUGUGCUCUUGGGUGUUUGAUCGUGGAAGGCUACGGGCAAACAGAAUGUACAGCGCCUGUAACCCUCACUGUUCAGGGUGACCACGUACCAGAACACGUCGGACCUCCCGUCGCUUGUUGUAAAGUGAAGUUAGUGGACGUGCCGGAAAUGGAGUACUACGCAUCGCAGGGCCAGGGUGAAGUGUGUGUGCAGGGUGCAAAUGUAUUUAAAGGUUACUUCAAGGAGCCCGAGAAGACGCGGGAAGUCAUCGACCAAGAUGGCUGGCAUCACACUGGAGACGUUGGCAAGUGGUUACAGAAUGGUACUCUGAAGAUCAUCGAUCGAAGAAAACACAUCUUCAAGCUGUCACAAGGCGAAUAUAUAGUACCUGAAAAAAUAGAGAACAUUUAUAUUAGAAGUCAGUACGUCGAACAAGUUUUUGUACAUGGCGAAUCUCUCAAGUCGUGCGUAGUGGCAAUAGUAGUUCCUGACGUUGAUGUGGUGAAGUGCUGGGCGCUCGAGAAUGGUAUCAAGGGGACGUUCACAGAGCUCUGUGAAGACUCGCGCGUAAAGAAAAUUAUCCUCGAUGACAUGCUGCAGUGGGGAAGGACCGCUGGUCUUAAAACAUUUGAGCAGGUAAAGGAUAUCUAUCUACACCCGGACCCAUUUUCGGUACAGAACGGUCUACUGACCCCAACCAUGAAGGCAAAACGACCAGAAAUAAGAAGUUACUUCAAGCCCCAGAUAGAAGACAUGUACAAUCAGCUGGAAUAG
Molecule: messenger RNA, 1923 nt
Organism: Arctia plantaginis
Lineage: Eukaryota; Metazoa; Arthropoda; Insecta; Lepidoptera; Erebidae
Source: the annotation of a GenBank genome assembly